Messenger RNA from Phalacrocorax carbo (great cormorant), 2120 nucleotides. The record is from RefSeq and is a predicted model, not a curated record. Lineage: Eukaryota; Metazoa; Chordata; Aves; Suliformes; Phalacrocoracidae.
GAGCCAAGCACACCUGGAGCAUUGCCCCUGCUCUGCCUGGCUGCCAGCCAGUGCCGGCCGGGUCGCGGGGCUCCCACGGCACCGCACACCACACCCCGGCACGGGGCUCGGCACAGACCUCACGCUCCCUUUCCCACCCUGCUGUGGGUCCAUGGCUGGCGCUGUGUCACUGGGCUGAGCCGCGCAGCCCUGGGACGCCUUGCCACGCCACACAGCCCUCCCUGGACAAGAGAACGCUGAACCAUUGUGCCCCCAGCCAUGCCCCGCGCUGGGCCCUUCCUACCCUGCAGCCCCUGGUGAGUGGGGAAGGAUCCUGAGCCUGUGCCAGGUUGGGUGACUCUGGCCUCCGCCGGCCACCAUGGAUUGGAAAACACUGCAGGCGCUGCUCAGCGGUGUCAACAAGUACUCCACGGCCUUCGGCCGCAUCUGGCUCUCCGUGGUCUUUGUCUUCCGUGUGCUGGUCUACGUGGUGGCAGCCGAGCGCGUGUGGGGAGAUGAGCAGAAGGACUUUGACUGCAACACGCGGCAGCCGGGCUGCACCAAUGUCUGCUAUGACCACUUCUUCCCCAUUUCCCACAUCCGCCUCUGGGCCCUGCAGCUUAUCUUUGUCACUUGCCCUUCCCUCCUGGUCAUCAUGCACGUGGCCUACCGGGAGGACCGGGAGAAGAAGAACCGGGAGAAGAACGGGGAGAAUUGUCCCAAGCUCUACAGCAACACAGGCAAGAAGCACGGUGGGCUGUGGUGGACCUACCUGCUCAGCCUCUUCUUCAAGCUUAUCAUAGAGAUCCUGUUCCUCUACCUCCUCCACAAGAUGUGGGACAGCUUCGACUUGCCACGGCUGGUCAAGUGCUCCAACGUGGACCCCUGCCCCAACACUGUAGACUGCUACAUCGCUCGGCCAACCGAAAAGAGAGUCUUCACUUAUUUCAUGGUUGGAGCCUCCUCCAUCUGCAUCAUCCUCACAGUCUGUGAGAUCUUCUACCUCAUCUUCAAGCGGGUUGUGCGGCGUGCACAGAAGUGGAAGUCCACCAAGCGCUCCGUCAGCUACAGCAAGGCCUCCACCUGCCGGUGCCACCUCAAGACAGAGGAGAAGGACAAGUCCCAGCCUAGAGGAGAAGAGCUGUGAGCUUGCCCAUCCCAGCCGGUUUGCCUUCCCCUUGGCCCAGCAGCUUUUCAAGCCUGCCAAGUCCCCGAACCCUCAAGAGCUGACCCGUGUGAAAAAUGACUAAACCCAACAAACUAAAGUCCUCCAAGGGAGGCCCAUGGGUGCCUGAGCAGACGCAGGUAAGGCAAGGGCAGACCCAGAGCUCUGCUGCCUGCACGCCGUGGUGCCACAGGGCUUGAAAAUCACACCAAUGCACAGAUGCCGUGCACGACCGCUGAGCAGCCGACCCCACCACAGCAGCCAGCACUGCCUGGCCCGGCAGCGAGCCCAGCCGAAAGAUGCAGUGAUGAAGCUUUUGAGCCUGGAAGGCAUAUAGGACUGGGGCUGGCAGGAGGGAACAUGGGGGCUUCCAUGUCCCAACAGCUUCUCUUGGGUCCUCCGGCUCUGCUGCUCCCAUGCUGGGUAUGAAUGCAUCAGUCAGUGCCUGGUCAGGGCUGGUGACACCCAAACCGGUGCCCCAGCUGGCCAAUACUGGGGCAGGACCAGCUUUCCCCCUUUGCUUGUGCAAGCAUCAUGCCAAUGUCCUGCCAAAGGCCCUCGCUGACCCUGCUGCUCCCCUCAGUGCCUUUGCACCCCCCGAGCCUUAGACGGACAUGUCACGCGCAGCAUCAGCUAUGGAUACAAAAGGCCAAUAAACAUCGUGUUGUUUGUAGACGCUCUGCACACUGUAAAUUGGGGGGGUGGGGGGGGCUGGUGAGGGCAGAAGAAAUGGAUUUGCAGAAGUUCCCCAGGAGUCCACAGCUGGGUGCUCCUCGCUCCCACCCGAGCCCGGGCAGCGCGGGUCAAGCCCCGGUGCCGGCGUGCCCACUGUCUGCCCGUUCCGCCUCCUUACAGCUUGUCACACGUUGUUAAACUUUAAUUCACUAGAACCGAACACUGGCCCCCAAGGAAAUCAAAGAGGAAUCAGCAUAAAUUAUUUACUAAACCUUGAUAAAUAUUGCAAUAAAUAGAAAUU